AUGCAUGGACGUAGAGUUUAUGGGCAUGCUUUGAAUAUUCAGUGGGCCAAAAAUGCACCUUCUAGAUCUUGGAGAUAUGAAGGUAGUAACAGAGGUUCGCCCCGUAGAAGUCGCCGAUCUCUUACUCCUCCGCGCCAUAGAAGACGUCGUUCAUAUACUAGAUCUGCGAGUCGUACCCGAUCUCGUUCUCGUGGACGUAGCCGUUCUCCUCGUUCUGAUACACGUCGCAGUCGUACAAGAUCCAGAAGUCCUAGGAGUCCUGAAAGGGGCGAUCGAACCAAUGGGGAGGAACGUAUGGCUGAAGAUAGAAGGUCUAGGUCUAUAUCACAAUCGAGAGGCGAAACCAAGCGCCGUGACUCUCGUUCAUCUUCUCGUCCCAGAGAGGAAACAAGAGAAAGAACUGAAAGAUCUCCAAGAGACAGGUCCCCAUCUCCGAACGGUCACCCGGCAUCCCGCUCUCAUUCAGUAUCUCCUGCACCACAUCGUUCUCAAUCGAGAAGCCCUCAACGAGAUUAA
Molecule: messenger RNA, 516 nt
Organism: Dentiscutata erythropus
Lineage: Eukaryota; Fungi; Glomeromycota; Glomeromycetes; Diversisporales; Gigasporaceae
Source: the annotation of a GenBank genome assembly